AUGGACGUGAAAGUUUACACUGUCAACGGCGCAGUAGCGGGUUCAUCGUCGUCCAUUCCAGAUUGGCUUAUCAGAAAACGAGCAGCGAAAGGAAAAGGAAAGCGGGUCUCAAAAGAGCAUGUCCAAGGCGCUAUCGAGCUCAUCCAAGGAUUCGAAUUUCCCGAGGCCAGCAACAGAAUAAAAACAACAAGAGACGGUCAUCAUGCCAUAGCUACUGGCACUUAUAAACCUCAAACGAGAGUUUGGGAUCUGGACGAUCUCAAUCUAAAAUUCGAGAGACACUCAGAUGCAGAGAACGUCGAUUUCAUCAUUUUAUCAGAUGAUUGGACAAAGAUUAUGCACUUGCAGAAUGAUCGUACUAUUGAGCUGCACACUCAGGGAGGAUUUCAUUAUAGGACUCGCAUACCGCGCUUCGGUCGGUCGCUGGCAUAUCACUUUCCAUCAUGCACCGCGCUCUUCUCAGCUUCAGGAAACGAGAUAUAUCGACUCAACCUCGAACAAGGACGUUUUCUCAGUCCCCUAGUUCUUCAAGGCGACAACAUCCAAGGCGUAAACUGUAUUGACAUCAACUCCGCGCAUAACCUCCUCACAUUCGGCGUCGAUGGGAACGGGACAGUCCAAUUCUGGGAUCUUCGUUCUAGAUCAUCUGUCGGUGUGCUUCAGGUACCGACCAAUCGACUGCUAAGCCACACAGUGCGGAGUACCAUGCCAGGUGUCGAUGACACCGACGCACUCAGUAUAGGCAUUACAGCCCUCGCUUCCCGAUCAGACGGCCUAUCGUACGCUGUAGGAACAUCUACAGGACAUACCCUCUUGUACGAUAUCCGAUCCACCCGGCCCUUUGCACUAAAAGACCAAGGCUACGGCCUCCCAAUACGCAAUCUUACAUGGAUAGAAGGCGGUCGACUUGCGGGGGACGGUAUGGUAUUGAGCGCAGAUAAAAAAGUUGUCAAGAUAUGGGAUCGUAAUUCCCCCUCAUCCAACUUCGUAUCCAUAACACCUGCAAACGACCUCAACCAUAUUCACCACGUCCCAGGCAGCGGCCUCUUCCUAACCGCAAACGAAGGGAUCCAAAUGGGCACAUAUUACAUCCCUGCACUUGGUCCUGCACCACGCUGGGCUAGUUUUCUGGAAAAUGUUACAGAGGAGAUGGAAGAUUCUACGACAAGGAACGCGUAUGAGGAUUUCAAGUUUGUAGAGAGGAGCGAGCUGAAGACACUCGGCCUCGACCACUUGAUAGGAACCCCCGCUCUCAAACCCUACAUGCAUGGCUACUUCCUCUCCCUCCACCUCUAUGACACCGCACGCGUCAUCGCUAACCCCUUCGCAUAUGCUGAGCAUCGUGAGAAACUCGUCAAGGAGCGGAUGGAGAAGAUGGCCGAGACGAGGAUACGUACCAAGAAGGGUACUGGGGUUGGAGGCGAAGAAGUCAAGGUUAACAAAGCAUUGGCGGAGAGGAUUGAGAGGGGGCUUGAGAAGGAAAGAAGGAAAGAGGAGAGGAGGAGGAGGGGUGUGAAGGGUGGGGAGGAUGAAGAAGCUAUGGACGUUGAUGUUAAUGCCGAUGCUGACAAGGCAGAACAAACUCCAACCGAACUCGAAAAACCAACCCUCCUCAACGACCCUCGCUUCCAAGAUUUAUUCCUGAACCCUGAAUUCGCAGUGGACGAGACGACGAGGGAGUAUGCGCUUUUGCAUCCUUCAGCUUCGGGUUCUAAGCAGAAGGUAAGAGGGAAGACUGCUGUCGAGGAAGAGGAAGAGGAGAGUGAGAGGGCUUCGUCUAGUGGGAUUAGUGAGGAUGAGAGUGAGAGCGAAGGUGGUGAGGGGGGCGAUAGUGAUGAUAGUAGUGAUGCUGGUGAACUCAACAAAUUCGACCCGCGCGCGCGUCCAGGCCAAAAGAACGAACGCGCACACCAAGCAUACACGCGUACGCGCCAAUACAACAGACAGUCCAACGCCAACGUCAAUUUCGUUCCUCUGGUCCCACACACUGAAACUAGUACGAGCGCGAGCGCAAGAAAGACGAUUGAUAAGACUGCUACGUUUGGACAGCGACGGAAUGCACCUGCACGUGGUUCCUCCCACACUACGACACCCCGCGACGCAGCGAAUGGAGGUAAAGGAGGGUUCGAGAUGAGCUGGAUCCCUUCUUCCACAAAAGAUUUUUCAAGAGAUCGGGGGAGCAGAAAAGACGGAAAUGUGAGGAAGGGUGUGGAGGUGUUUGGAGCUGGUAUGGAGCGUGGGGGUGGGGAUGGGGAGAGGACGGUUAUGUUGAGUGAGAGUGAACGGACGGGAAGGAGCCAGCGGAGGAAGGGCAUGAGAAGUGGGAGUAAGAAUGUGUUUAGGCGGUUAGGAUAG
Messenger RNA from Suillus subaureus, 2355 nucleotides. RefSeq names its product WD40-repeat-containing domain protein. Gene Ontology annotation, biological process: maturation of SSU-rRNA from tricistronic rRNA transcript (SSU-rRNA, 5.8S rRNA, LSU-rRNA). NCBI's taxonomy places the organism in Eukaryota, Fungi, Basidiomycota, Agaricomycetes, Boletales, Suillaceae. Gene Ontology annotation, molecular function: protein binding. The coding region runs from base 1 to 2355 and encodes 784 amino acids. Gene Ontology annotation, cellular component: small-subunit processome; nucleus; nucleolus. The record is from RefSeq and is a predicted model, not a curated record. The transcript is spliced from 5 exons.